AUGUGCAGUGAAGACUUGAAUGCGAUUCAAGACCAGCUUAAUAAUGUGGAAGAUAGUGAUGAAAACUAUGACCUGAUUGCCCCAGGAACACAAAACAUUGAGCGUCAAGAUGAAGAUGAAGGUGCACAAGACCUUCAUCCAGAAUUCGAUGAAACCUAUGACCUAUCUGGUGAUCUUGGAAUUCCUUCAGCUGCAUCUAAUAAUGAGCAGCUGAUAUUACAUGAAGAACAGGAUGAUGUUUACAGAGGAAUGGUACAAAAACUAAACAGAGAACAAAAAGAAUUUUUCUUCCAUGUUUUACAUCUUAUUAAAACUUCUGACAAUCCAUUCUACUGUUUUCUUAGUGGAGGAGCAGGAGUUGGCAAGUCACAUCUUACUAAGUGUCUUUAUCAAGCAGCAUUAAAGUAUUAUAAUACUAGAGCAGGUGAUGAUUUCCAUCAAGUGAAAAUAUUAAUGCUUGCACCUACUGGUAAAGCAGCUUACAAUAUAUCAAAGGUAACACAAUACAUAGUGCACUUUCAAUACCUGCAUGUCAAUCUUUAAAGAAUUACAAACAUCUUGAUUCAAGCAGGUUAAACACCUUACGGUGUCAACUUGGUGGUUUAAAACUAAUAUUUUUGGAUGAGCUCUCAAUGGUUGGUAGUGCAAUGUUUAAUGUUCAAAUAAAUAAUAGACUGAAAGAUAUUAAAGGAAGUAAAGACGAUUUUGGUGGUGUAAGCAUGGUUGUUAUCGGUGAUUUAUUUCAGCUGGAACCUGUAAUGGACAGGUAUAUAUUUAAAAAUCUAGACAAUUCAGAAUAUGCAGUUCUUGCUCCUAAUAAAUGGCAAGAUAACUUCAAUAUGUUUGAAUUGGAAGAAAUUAUGCGCCAAAGGGAGAGCAAAGUGUUUGCUGAAAUAUUAAACAGACUUAGGGAAGGAAAACAUACUAAGGAUGAUAUUUUGAAACUAAAAGAAAGAUUAAUAAAAGAAAAUAGCAUCCAAGAUCCCAUGGAUGUGCCUCACUUGUUCAUACAAAAUAAGAAGGUAAAUGAAUUCAAUGAAAGAGUGCAUAAUGCAGCAACUGGUGAAAAGUUUUCAAUCAAAGUAAUAGACAGUGUUAUAGGAGCUAACUCUGCUCAACUUCGAGAUAAAAUUUUGAGUCAAAUACCAGAUGAUCCCAGGAAAACUAAACAAAUUGCUUCAAACCUUCAAUUGUCGGUGGGGGAAAGAACUGAGAUAGCAUUAAAUGUACGCACUGAUGAUGGGAUCACUAAUGAUGCUGGUAAUGUUGUUAAAAAGAUACAAUUAAAUCAAAUAGAUAGACCUUCAGGUAUAAUAUGGGUCCAAUUUGACCAUUCAGAUGUUGAUGAGAAGACCAGACAUGAAAAUAUACGUCUUUAUGUUCACGGUAUUGAGUCCACAUGA
This is a messenger RNA of Paramuricea clavata, 1403 nucleotides long. Lineage: Eukaryota; Metazoa; Cnidaria; Anthozoa; Malacalcyonacea; Plexauridae. The record is from the annotation of a GenBank genome assembly.